This is a messenger RNA of Heteronotia binoei (common prickly gecko), 3870 nucleotides long. It is a transcript of the gene EVC2, whose product is annotated as EvC ciliary complex subunit 2. The record is from RefSeq and is a predicted model, not a curated record. NCBI's taxonomy places the organism in Eukaryota, Metazoa, Chordata, Lepidosauria, Squamata, Gekkonidae. Gene Ontology annotation, cellular component: ciliary membrane; plasma membrane protein complex. The coding region runs from base 1 to 3711 and encodes 1236 amino acids. Gene Ontology annotation, biological process: smoothened signaling pathway. The transcript is spliced from 20 exons.
AUGCCCGCCGCGCCCCUCCGGCUGCUGCUGCUGCUGCUGGCGGCUCCCUCGGGCUCCCCGGCGCGCCCGCCCGCCCCUCCCCUCCGCCCCGGAGCCCGCGCGCCACAGCAUGAAGAUGUGUCAAGAACUGCAAUGUCUUCCAUGCAUGGAAUCACUUUUCAGAAAUGUGCAGUGGUUCGAACUGAGCAUGCACUUCAAAGAGCUUAUGUGAAACUCCUGAUUAACAACACAAAUACACCACACGCAUUCAACGUCACGGAUCUUGUUUUAGUGGAUAACAUCACAGGUCUCCAUAUUCAAGGCAUAAAGGGAAAUCAGACUGCAGAUGGGUUUCAGACAUUCAGAAUACAAUUUUUGCAUGUUGGGGAACAUUAUUUACUGGACUACAUUGCCAUGGUGAAUGCAGAGGAAUCAGGCAAUGCUGGAGUGUUGAUUUUGCCUGCUAGACUGACUUUCCGUUCAUUGCUGAACAAUUCUCAGUUUGAUCCACUGACAGCAUCACUGAGAAUAAGAGGAGAAAAGAAGACACAGGUAUUGUUGAGCCACGGCACCCACGCUUUGGGAUUCUUUGCUGCUUUUAUAAUUUCUUUUGUGCUAACAAGUGUGACGUUGUGGACUGCCUACGGAACCCGGCAGAUUCUCAGGGAGCACCAGGAGGCAGAACAAGACCCUACCCCAGAGUAUAAAAAGGAACACUCACACUUUAAUUCGGGUGGCACCAACCACGAGGACAUCUUGAAUGACCACAUUAUUGACAUCUUGUUUUUUGAAGAAUCGGAGAACAUGCUCCAGUCUCUACAAGACCUUGAAACAGCGACCUUCACUCAUGCAGACAGAGAUUUGGAAGACUGUCGAGUGCAGAUUUCCCAAGAAGCAAUUGCUCUGUUAGUGAAGAACAUGGUUGCAACUUGUGGGCUCCCUCCUCAUGUGGAGAAAAGGAUGAAUUUGGCCUUCAGAAAGCAAUUCCGCACCAUGGAGGUGGAGAUUCAAGAAGAGUACAACAGGAAGAUGGUGGCUUUGACAGCUGAGUGUAGCCUGGAGAACAGGAAGGCAGCUGAGUCUCAGCACCGCAGAGAGAGAGCGGGGAGCAGAGAAGUUGAGGAAUUGUUGAAAAAGGCCAAUGAAAAGUCGGCUGCAGAAUGCAGAGCCCUCCUGGAGAAACUUCACCAGCUGGAGGACCGCCAUCAAAAGAGAUCUCUUCUGGCAAAGCAAGAAGAAUACUUUGCUGUGGCAUACAGAGAACUGGCUUGUUCUGAAAGAAAUGAGAUCCAUAGCAUCUUUUUCACUCAGAUGAAAAGUAUGAUUUGUAAAGGAGAACUGAAGUUAGAAGCAGCUAAAUCUCUUGUUGAGAAUUACUCUAAAAUACAGGAGGACAUUGAAGAGCGGAUGGAUCUUUUGCAAGCUCAUAAGAACUACCACCUGAGUAAAAGAUUUGCUCACAGGGAAUCCCUCAUUCAAAUGAUUCAGACACUGGAUUUCCAGAUGCCUUCUCUGUGGGAUCUUGCAGCAAACCGGAUAGCCAUGUUCAUUAGUAAAGUGGAAAGGGAUUGUUGCCUGACUGAAAAUCAUUUGGGGGGAGUCCUGAACAUAGCUCAAGAUGAACUGCACUCUGCUCAACAGAAGUUUGCUCGUAUCGUAAAGGAAGAGAAACAAAAACUUCAUCAAGAACUGAUGGCCAGAAGGCGACAAGAAAUUCUGCAGAAGGUAAUUGAGAACUGGGUGAGAAGAUGCAUCCACGGGACAAGAAAUGUGAGAAGGAUCCUCCUUGGCUUGAUGGGUGGAGCCAGGAAGCUUUAUUGGUCACAGAAAGAAGAACAACUGGCCCUCACGUGUCCUGAGGAAGCUUCCAGAAGCCCUAAAGACAUCUGCUGUUUCCUGGCUCAGUGGGAAAGGAUGCUGGUGGAUCACUUCACUAGACUGGAGGAGCUCACUGAAAGACUUGAUAAUGAGGCCAAAGAAGAACUUGUCAUGCUCAGACAGCAUCUGACAGAGAGAGCUAGUGAGGAAAUCAGGCGCAUUCACUACCAAUCUGUUGUUCAGGAACUCAGUGUGCCAAAACUGUAUUUGCACAAAGCAAUGGAGGAGCAUCAAAGGGAGCUGGCUGAGGCCACACAAGAGCUUGAGAAAGGAGACCAGGGCAGAAUAAUGACUGCUGAAAGACUCUUUCAGAGUAAGAGAGAAAAACUGAGCAAAGAAUUUCUGAACAGAAUUCGAGAACAGAAGAAAGUAAGGGACUGGGAACAUUUAGUGCUUUUGAAACUUCUGGGUUCCUCCCUCUCUUUAUCUGAAGAAGAAUUCCUGAAACUGAAGCAAGAGUUCCAUGGGUGCUUUUCCCAGAUGGACGGCAGCUUGGCUAUGCCAAAGAUCCGGGGCAGAGUGCUGCUUCAGAAGUACCAGUCUGAGUGGAGAGAAGCAGCACUGCAGAAGGUGGCUCAGAAGAUGCAAGCGUUGAGCAAGCAGGAAGAGCCUGAAGUCAGUAGAAAAACAAGAAACAAAAAUAAGAUAGAUGUUCUAAAGAAAUCUUUAGAGAAAAAGAUUUCCAUCUAUGAAGAAUCUUUGACAGAGCGAUAUGAGGACAAGAUUCUCAGUGAACUACAGCUGGAAAGAUCACGUCAGCUGCAGGCUUUGGAGAAUAAAAUGGGGGAGCAGAUUGCUUCUCUGCAGUUCCAAAAAGCUGCAGAAAUACCAGCUACGUUGGAGUUUUACACAGCCAUCGUAAAGUUAUGCACUUUGCUUCUGGAAGAGAUGAGAACAUCAGAGACCCUGAUCAACUCUGAUUGGGCUGAGGUUGUAGAACAGAGCAACUGUGGAAUUGAGGAGCUGGAAAAGAAGAUGGAGGAGGAGCUGUUGCAUCAAGAGCGACAGUUUUCUCUGAUGAACAGGAAGAGGAGACAGAGUCCAGAUCGAAGGGGCCUUGCAAACAGUGAUGAGAACUUGCAUGCAGGUGGACCAGCAUCUGCACUCCUACAGCAGGCACUGGCCAAGCGCAAGCAGUUGGUGUGCCUGCACAGACAAAGGCCUCCCAUGAGUGCCGAAGAAUAUAUUUUGGCUUUCAAAAUAAUAUCGUUGCCUUUUUUAAAUUUUAGUUUAAGAGAAGUUCAGCAGACUCUAGUGGUUCUUGAAAAUUUUCUGGAGAACGUAGAAAUGGAUACCCUUUUGGCACUUUAUGCCAAGGAGCUAAGAUUCGCAUCCUGUUUAACCCAAUUGGCUCUCGUGCCCGUGGGAACAUUGCAGAGACUCAUGCCCUUGCUUCUACCAACUCACUCGCCAAAUGUGCUCCUUUCUGUUCUGGCCUUAAUUGCCAGUAAUCACUCUGAAGCCGUCCUCAAAACAGACAGCGGUGGAGAGGAAGCCAGCAGCUGUCAGAAGAGGUGGCACCAACAGUCAUGGAAAACCUUGGAAAUCAAAUUGAAACAAGAGAUGAUAAAUGCCAACUUGGGGAAAAUGAAUUCAACUGACAGUAAUAAAAGAGCUCUGAAGCAAAAACAGAUGGCCCUUCUGGAAAAAGCUACAUUCUUCCAUCCUGAGUGUUUGUCCGAACAACUUCAGCCAGAUGUAGCCAGCAUUGCAGAAGUUAUCGAGCUCCCAGACACAAAAGAGAAGAUACUUGUUUUCCGGGAUUCUCCUUUUUCCAUGGAUACUACAGCAAAGAAAAAGAAGACCAGCUUUCUAAAUUCAAAGAAAUUGGGCUUUCUAAAGAUGGAUAAGUGAAAUGUGGCAGUAUUAACCUCUUACAUUAAAUAUGUCAUAAAGUUCAUUCCCCCAUUUGUCUUAAAAUAGGAAAACCUCAGAUAUUUCUAUCAUUUGUAUAUAAACAUCUAUAAUUUCCCAUUUUGAUCUGUAAGUGUUGCAUAAAUUGCAUUUACAACA